This is a messenger RNA of Haliotis rubra (blacklip abalone), 606 nucleotides long. Its product is annotated as protein TRACHEARY ELEMENT DIFFERENTIATION-RELATED 7A-like. Lineage: Eukaryota; Metazoa; Mollusca; Gastropoda; Lepetellida; Haliotidae. Bases 1 to 606 code for a protein of 201 amino acids. The transcript has a single exon. The record is from RefSeq and is a predicted model, not a curated record.
AUGGUGUUCCAUUUCCACCCCACACAUCAUUCAAUGCCCCAUUACCUCCUCCCCCAUCCUCAUCUCCUCCUCCACCAUCGCCCAUCUCCCCUCAACACGGUGUUCCAUGUCCACCCCACACCAUCAUUUAAUGCACCCAUUACCUCCUCCCCACCAUCCUCAAGCACUUCUCCCCCACCAUCGCCCAUCUCCCUCAACACGGUGUUCCAUUUCCACCCCACACCAUCAUUCAAUGCCCCCAUUACUCCUCCCACACCAUCGCCCCAUCUCUUCAACACGGUGUUCCAUGUCCACCCCACACCAUCAUUUAAUGCACCCAUUACCUCCCUCCCCCACCAUCCUCAAUUUCCUCCCCCACCAUUGCCCAUCUCCCCUCAACACGGUGUUCCAUGUCCACCCCACACCAUCAUUCAAUGCCCCCAUUACCUCCCUCCCACCAUCCUCUCAAUCUCUCCCCCACCAUCGCCCAUCUCCCCUCAACACGGUGUUCCAUUUCCACCCCACACCAUCAUUCAAUGCCCCACUACCUCCUCCCACCAUCCUCAAUUUCCUCCCCCCACCAUCCGCCCAUCUCCCCUCAACACGGUGUUCCAUGUCCACCCCUAA